AUGAAGGAGAAGGCGGAGAGUGGUGGCGGAGGAGGAGUCGGAUACGUGAGAGCCGAUCAGAUAGAUUUAAAGAGUUUGGACGAGCAAUUGCAGAGACACUUAAGCAGAGCAUGGAUGAUGGAGAAGAGGAAGAUGAAGCUACUAGACUGGGGAGAAGAGGGACACAGGUCAGACGCGGAGAUAGCUUCGCUGAGAGCUGCCUUCACUCAAGAAGUUGCUGUUUGGCAUAAGCUUGACCAUCCCAAUGUCACCAAGUUCAUAGGAGCGGCGAUGGGGACAUCGGAGAUGAGCAUACAGACGGAAAAUGGGCAAAUGGGAAUGCCGAGUAACGUGUGCUGCGUCGUCGUCGAGUAUUGCCCUGGCGGCGCUCUCAAGUCUUUCCUCAUCAAAACGCGCCGCCGCAAACUCGCCUUCAAAGUCGUUAUCCAACUCUCCCUUGACCUAGCCCGCGGGUUGAGUUACUUGCACUCGCAGAAGAUUGUGCAUAGAGACGUGAAAACGGAGAACAUGCUUUUGGACAAGUCUCGCACGUUGAAGAUUGCAGAUUUUGGUGUGGCUCGUCUCGAGGCCUCCAACCCUAAUGACAUGACCGGUGAGACCGGAACCUUGGGCUACAUGGCUCCCGAGGUGUUAAAUGGGAGUCCGUACAACAGAAAGUGCGAUGUGUAUAGCUUCGGGAUAUGUCUUUGGGAGAUUUACUGUUGCGACAUGCCUUAUCCCGACCUCAGUUUCUCCGAAGUUACCUCCGCCGUCGUCCGCCAGAAUCUGAGACCGGAGAUACCGAGAUGUUGUCCGAGUGCGCUGGCGAACGUGAUGAAGAGAUGUUGGGAUGCGAACCCGGAGAAGAGGCCGGAGAUGGAUGAAGUGGUGGCGAUGCUGGAGGCAAUUGAUACUUCUAAAGGCGGAGGAAUGAUUCCCCCCGAUCAACAGCAAGGCUGCUUUUGUUUCCGGCGACACCGAGGCCCGUGA
This is a messenger RNA of Thlaspi arvense, 969 nucleotides long. NCBI's taxonomy places the organism in Eukaryota, Viridiplantae, Streptophyta, Magnoliopsida, Brassicales, Brassicaceae. The record is from the annotation of a GenBank genome assembly.